AUGUCCUCACCGACCUUUUUUUGCGCGCUCAAAACAUGUAGCACCGGCGCUACGACAAUGCCAGGAAACAUUCUAUUCCUGAGCAUAUUGUCAAUCCUGGCUAUCGGACAAUUGUACCUGGGGACAAGAUGCCAGACGGGUCUGGUCUGCAUCUCGAUGCUUCUCGGACUCAGCAGUGAAGUGCUAGGAUAUAUCGCUCAAGUGCUCCUGAAUGGGGAUCCAUUUGUGCGAAACUAUUUCCUGUGGUACUUGUUCUGCCUUACUCUCGGCCCGCUGCUCAUGGCGGCUGUCAUAUAUCUGUGUUUUGGGAGAAGUUUGGUUGUGCAUGGAGAGAGAAUCAAUCGAAUUCGAGCGAAAACGCAUACCUUGAUCUUUAUGGGCUGCGAUAUCCUCAGUCUUGUGAUUCAGGCGGGAGGAGGAAUAGCGGCUUCCUACCCGCUGACAAAUAAAUACAUAAUCGAUAUGGGCACGCACAACCUCGUUGCGGGUCUGUCCCUCCAGGUUGCGAGUCUCUUCGCGUUUUCUUGCUGCAGCCUCGAGUUCCUUUACCGGGUGCAUAGCCAAAAGAUACUUGUGAGCCCCAGGUUCGCAGCACUCGGUAUAGAGACGGCCCGCCUCAUCGUCCGAACCGUCUUCCGUUCCGUCGAACUCAGCGGUGGUUUCAGGGGCCAUUUGGCAAACAGCGAAGUACAAUUCAUGGUUCUAGACGGAGUGGUGGUUAUUAUUACAUGCACUUGCUUGACAAUUUUCCAUCCAGGGAUUGAGUUUGGAGAUCCAUGGGCUGAAGCGAAAUUCCCGUUCGGGCAGGCAGUGGUUGAGAGUGAUCUCGAGGUUGUUGUGGAAGAUGCGGGUAGAGAGAAGUUAGGGUCAACUGGGAAAGAGGGGACUGUAAUGGAAUUGAGAGAGUCAAGUUGAGGUGAGAAGUUGAGAUCGUGGCCCCUGGGAACCAACCAACAUUUAUGAAUCACUUUCCUCAUUCGUCGGAUUAGAAGCCAAUAGAGUAAUGGUAAAUAUGAGUACUCAACUGCAAGGAAAUUGAAGAAAAC
Messenger RNA from Hyaloscypha bicolor E, 1046 nucleotides. RefSeq lists its product as uncharacterized. Gene Ontology annotation, cellular component: fungal-type vacuole; plasma membrane. The record is from RefSeq and is a predicted model, not a curated record. Lineage: Eukaryota; Fungi; Ascomycota; Leotiomycetes; Helotiales; Hyaloscyphaceae. Bases 1 to 915 code for a protein of 304 amino acids. The transcript is spliced from 4 exons.